CUGUUGCUGUACGCGAACCGACGUGAUCUGCGACUGGUGGAUGCUGCGAAUGGGAAGGAGAACGCCACAGUGAUCGUGGGUGGCUUGGAGGACGCAGCAGCAGUGGACUUCGUGUUUUUGAAGGGGUUGAUAUACUGGAGUGAUGUAAGCGAAGAAGCUAUUAAACGAACAGAAUUCAAUAAAUCUGGGAGUGUACAAAAUGUGGUCAUUUCUGGACUUCUGUCACCUGAUGGGCUGGCAUGUGACUGGCUGGGAGAGAAAUUGUACUGGACAGAUUCUGAAACAAAUCGGAUUGAAGUUUCUAAUUUAGAUGGAUCACUGAGAAAGGUUUUGUUUUGGCAAGAAUUGGAUCAACCCAGAGCAAUUGCCUUAGAUCCCGCAAGAGGGUUCAUGUAUUGGACGGACUGGGGAGAAGUGCCAAAGAUAGAACGUGCUGGGAUGGAUGGUUCAAGCCGCUCCAUUAUAGUCAACACGGACAUAUAUUGGCCAAAUGGACUGACGUUGGAUUAUGAGGAACAGAAACUUUAUUGGGCAGAUGCUAAACUGAAUUUCAUUCACAAAUCAAAUCUGGAUGGAAGUCAUAGGCAAGCAGUGGUUAAAGGCUCCCUUCCACAUCCUUUUGCUUUGACGCUGUUUGGGGACACGUUGUACUGGACUGACUGGAACACACAUUCAAUCUUGGCCUGCAGCAAGUACUCCGGGGAGGACCUGCGUGAAAUACAUUCCAACAUCUUCUCUCCCAUGGAUAUCCAUGCUUUCAGCCAAAAGAGGCAGCCAAAUGCUACAAACCCAUGUGGAAUUAAUAAUGGUGGCUGCUCCCACUUGUGUUUGAUGUCUCCUACCAAGCCCUCUUAUCAGUGUGCAUGUCCCACUGGUGUGAAACUUCUUGAGAAUGGAAAGACCUGCAAAGAUGGUGCCACUGAACUGCUGCUUCUAGCCCGCCGGACAGAUUUGAGGAGGAUUUCGUUAGACACCCCAGAUUUUACAGACAUUGUUUUACCACUGGAGGACAUCCGUCAUGCCAUCGCCAUUGACUUUGAUCCUCUGGAAGGGUACAUCUAUUGGACUGAUGAUGAGGUUCGGGCCAUCCGCCGCUCCUUCAUCGAUGGCUCGGGCAGUCAGUUUGUUGUCACGGCACAGAUCGCACAUCCUGAUGGCAUUGCUGUGGACUGGGUUGCCCGGAAUCUGUAUUGGACUGACACUGGCACAGACCGUAUUGAAGUUACAAGGCUUAAUGGGACCAUGAGAAAAAUAUUAAUCUCAGAAGACCUGGAAGAACCCAGAGCUAUUGUGCUGGAUCCCAUGGCUGGGUACAUGUACUGGACUGACUGGGGAGAAAUUCCAAAGAUCGAGAGGGCAGCAUUAGAUGGCUCAGACAGAAUUGUGCUGGUGAAUACCUCUCUUGGCUGGCCAAAUGGACUGGCACUGGAUUAUGCAGAAAGCAAAAUAUACUGGGGAGAUGCCAAAACAGACAAAAUAGAGGUCAUGAAUGCUGAUGGAACUGGGAGAAGAGUUCUGGUGGAAGACAAGCUGCCUCAUAUCUUUGGAUUCACACUGUUGGGAGACUACGUGUAUUGGACAGACUGGCAAAGACGCAGUAUUGAACGCGUGCAUAAGCGAACAGCAGAGAGAGAGAUCAUCAUAGAUCAACUGCCAGAUCUAAUGGGCCUAAAAGCUACAAACGUCCACCAGAUAAUUGGUACAAACCCUUGUGCAGAGGAUAAUGGUGGCUGCAGCCAUCUCUGCCUGUACAGACCACAGGGCCUUCGCUGCGCUUGCCCCAUAGGCUUGGAGCUCAUCAAUGACAUGAAGACCUGCAUCGUCCCAGAAGCUUUUCUGCUGUUUUCUCGGAGAGCAGAUAUCAGACGAAUUUCUUUAGAAACCAACAACAACAAUGUUGCUAUUCCACUCACUGGAGUCAAGGAAGCUUCUGCUCUGGAUUUUGAUGUGACAGACAAUCGGAUUUACUGGACUGACAUUUCCCUGAAGACCAUCAGCAGAGCGUUUAUGAAUGGCAGUGCACUGGAGCAUGUUGUGGAGUUUGGCUUGGAUUACCCAGAAGGCAUGGCUGUAGAUUGGCUGGGGAAGAACUUGUACUGGGCUGAUACUGGAACCAAUCGUAUAGAAGUGUCAAAGCUGGAUGGGCAGCAUCGCCAAGUGCUGGUGUGGAAAGAUCUCGACAGUCCCCGGGCAUUGGCAUUGGAUCCUGCUGAGGGAUUUAUGUACUGGACUGAAUGGGGUGGUAAACCAAAGAUUGAUAGAGCUGCUAUGGACGGCACUGAGCGGACAACUUUGGUACCGAACGUGGGACGUGCCAACGGCCUAACCAUUGACUACGCCAAAAGACGACUGUACUGGACCGACCUCGAUACCAACCUGAUAGAAUCCUCCAACAUGCUAGGCCUUGACCGUGAGAUUAUAGCUGAUGACUUGCCUCACCCCUUUGGCUUGACGCAGUACCAGGAUUACAUUUAUUGGACAGACUGGAGCCGGCGCAGCAUUGAACGAGCCAACAAGACCAGUGGCCAGAACCGAACUAUCAUCCAAGGACAUUUGGAUUAUGUUAUGGACAUCUUGGUCUUUCAUUCCUCCAGGCAGGCAGGCUGGAAUGAGUGUGCUUCGAGCAAUGGUCACUGCUCUCACCUGUGCCUGGCAGUCCCUGUUGGUGGGUUUGUCUGUGGAUGCCCAGCUCACUAUUCCUUGAACUCUGACAACAGGACUUGUAGUGCCCCUACAACCUUUCUGUUGUUCAGUCAGAAGAAUGCAAUUAAUCGCAUGGUGAUAGAUGAGCAGCAAAGUCCAGAUAUCAUACUUCCAAUCCAUAGUCUCAGGAACGUUCGAGCCAUCGAUUAUGACCCCCUGGAUAAACAACUGUACUGGAUCGAUUCCCGGCAGAACAUCAUCCGGAAGGCACAGGAAGACGGCAGUCAGAGCCUCACUGUUGUGACAAGUCCAGUUCCCAAUCAGAAUUUAGAUAUGCAGCCGUAUGACCUGAGCAUUGACAUCUACAGCCGCUACAUCUACUGGACCUGCGAAGCUACUAAUGUAAUCAAUGUGACACGCCUGGAUGGGAGACCCAUCGGAGUGGUGCUCAAAGGAGAUCAAGAUAGGCCCAGGGCCAUUGUGGUGAAUCCUGAGAAAGGGUACAUGUAUUUCACCAACCUACAGGAAAGGUCUCCUAAAAUUGAGAGAGCAGCAUUGGAUGGAACUGAACGAGAGGUCCUUUUUUUCAGUGGUUUGAGCAAACCUAUAGCCUUAGCUAUUGACAGCCAGCUAGGCAAGCUGUUCUGGGCUGAUUCAGACCUGCGGAGAAUUGAAAGCAGUGACCUUUCAGGUGCUAACCGGAUUGUUUUGGAAGACUCCAAUAUCUUGCAGCCUGUGGGACUAACUGUAUUUGAAAAUUGGCUGUAUUGGAUUGACAGGCAACAGCAGAUGAUUGAAAAGAUUGAUAUGACUGGUCGAGAAGGACGUACAAAGGUCCAAGCUCGUAUUGCACAACUCAGUGACAUCCAUGCUGUGAAAGAGCUCAACGUUCAGGAGUACAGGCAACAUCCUUGUUCUCAAGAUAACGGAGGCUGCUCACACAUUUGCAUCGUAAAGGGUGAUGGCACCACGCGCUGCUCUUGCCCAGUCCACCUUGUUCUGCUGCAGGAUGAGCUGUCCUGUGGAGAACCACCAACAUGCUCCCCUCAGCAGUUCACCUGUUUCACAGGUGAGAUUGACUGCAUCCCAGUGGCCUGGCGCUGUGAUGGCUUCACUGAAUGCGAAGAUCACAGCGAUGAAAAGAACUGCCCAGUGUGCUCAGACACCCAGUUUCAGUGUGAGAGUGGACAGUGCAUAGACAGUGCCCUCCGGUGCAAUGGAGAAGCAAAUUGCCAGGACAACUCAGAUGAGAAGAACUGUGAAGUGCUUUGUUUAACCGAUCAGUUCCGCUGUGCCAGUGGGCAGUGCAUUGGGAAAAGCAAGAAGUGUGAUCACAACCUGGACUGCAGUGACAGCUCAGAUGAGCAAGGCUGCUACACAACAGAGGAGCCUGCACCGCAGCCCAACAACACAAUAGGCUCCAUCAUCGGUGUGAUCCUUACAGUUUUUGUGGUUGGAGCAAUGUAUUUCAUUUGCCAGAGGGUGCUGUGCCCACGCAUGAAGGGAGAUGGGGAAACAAUGACCAAUGAUUACGUGGUGCACGGGCCAGCCUCUGUACCUCUUGGUUAUGUGCCUCACCCAAGCUCUUUGUCAGGGUCUCUCCCUGGGAUGUCUCGAGGUAAAUCUGUGAUCAGCUCCCUCAGCAUUAUGGGAGGGAGCAGUGGGCCACCCUAUGACAGGGCCCAUGUCACCGGAGCCUCUUCCAGUAGCUCUUCAAGUACCAAAGGCACUUACUUUCCUCCAAUUUUAAACCCACCACCAUCACCAGCUACUGAACGUUCACAUUAUACCAUGGAAUUCGGUUAUUCUUCAAACAGCCCAUCCACUCAUAGAUCCUACAGCUACCGGCCUUACAGCUACCAGCACCUCGCACCUCCCACCGACUCAGAACCCGUCCCCCCGCCGCCCACUCCACGCAGCCAGUACCUGUCCGCGGAGGAGAACUACGAAAGCUGCCCGCCUUCCCCCUACACGGAGCGGAGCUACUCCCAUCACCUCUACCCCCCGCCGCCCUCCCCUUGCACGGACUCCUCAUGA
Molecule: messenger RNA, 4680 nt
Organism: Chaetura pelagica (chimney swift)
Lineage: Eukaryota; Metazoa; Chordata; Aves; Apodiformes; Apodidae
Gene: LRP6
Product: low density lipoprotein receptor-related protein 6
Biological process (GO): receptor-mediated endocytosis involved in cholesterol transport; chemical synaptic transmission; canonical Wnt signaling pathway
Molecular function (GO): protein binding
Source: RefSeq, a predicted model, not a curated record